Molecule: messenger RNA, 1295 nt
Organism: Pecten maximus
Lineage: Eukaryota; Metazoa; Mollusca; Bivalvia; Pectinida; Pectinidae
Product: proline-rich protein 2-like
Exons: 2
Source: RefSeq, a predicted model, not a curated record
AUGUUAUAUAAAAGUCAAAAGGGUGCUGGACCUGAUCCCAAAAUGUCAUAUAAAAGUCAGAAGGGUGCUGGACCUGAUCCCAAAAUGUCAUAUAAAAGUCAGAAGGGUGCUGGACCUGAUCCCAAAAUGUUAUAUAAAAGUCAGAAGGGUGCUGGACCUGAUUCCAAAAUGUCAUAUAAAAGUCAGAAGGGUGAUGAACCUGAACCCAAAAUGUUAUAUAAAAGUCAGAAGGGUGCUGGACCUGAUUCCAAAAUGUUAUAUAAAAGUCAGAAGGGUGCUGGACCUGAUUCCAAAAUGUUAUAUAAAAGUCACAAGGGUACUGGACCUGAUUCCAAAAUGUUAUAUAAAAGUCAGAAGGGUGCUGGACCUGAUCCCAAAAUGUUAUAUAAAAGUCAGAAGGGUGCUGGACCUGAUCCCAAAAUGUUAUAUAAAAGUCAAAAGGGUGCUGGACCUGAUCCCAAAAUGUUAUAUAAAAGUCAGAAGGGUGCUGGACCUGAAUCCAAAAUGUCAUAUAAAAGUCAGAAGGGUUAUGGACCUGAUCCCAAAAUGUCAUAUAAAAGUCAGAAGGGUGCUGGACCUGAUCCCAAAAUGUUAUAUAAAAGUCAGAAGGAUGCUGGACCUGAUCCCAAAAUAUUAUAUAAAAGUCAGAAGGAUGCUGGACCUGAUCCCAAAAUGUUAUAUCAAAAUCAGAAGGAUGCUGGACCUGAUCCCAAAAUGUUAUAUAAAAGUCAGAAGGGUGCUGGACCUGAUCCAAACAUGUUAUAUAAAAGUCAGAAGGGUGAUGGACCUGAUCCCAAAAUGUCAUAUAAAAGUCAGAAGGGUGAUGGACCUGAUCCCAAAAUGUCAUAUAAAAGUCAGAAGGGUGCCGGACCUGAACCCAAAAUGUUAUAUAAAAGUCAGAAGGGUGCUGGACCUGCACCCAAAGUGUCAUAUAAAAGUCAGAAGGGUGAUGGACCUGAUCCCAAAAUGUUAUAUAAAAGUCAGAAGGGUGAUGGACUUGAUCCCAAAAUGUUAUAUAAAAGUCAGAAGGGUGCUGGACCUGAUCCCAAAAUGUUAUAUAAAAGUCAGAAGGGUGCUGGACCUGAUCCCAAAAUGUUAUAUAAAAGUCAAAAGGGUGCUGGACCUGAAUCAAAAAUGUCAUAUAAAAACUCAAUCAGGGACUCUAGAUCAGAGAUCAACAAAACUCAGGGUGCACCUGAUCCAACAUUUAGUGUCUGCCCUGACCAGAAGUCAUGUAUCGAUUUGUCACUAGAGCAGCUCAACCAGGACUUCAGAGACGAUGUACAGAGAAUCAG